Molecule: messenger RNA, 1205 nt
Organism: Triplophysa dalaica
Lineage: Eukaryota; Metazoa; Chordata; Actinopteri; Cypriniformes; Nemacheilidae
Gene: hmx3b
Product: H6 family homeobox 3b
Exons: 2
Coding region: 239-868 (209 amino acids)
Biological process (GO): regulation of transcription by RNA polymerase II
Cellular component (GO): nucleus
Molecular function (GO): DNA-binding transcription factor activity, RNA polymerase II-specific; RNA polymerase II transcription regulatory region sequence-specific DNA binding
Source: RefSeq, a predicted model, not a curated record
CAUAUAUUGGAAACAUCAGGUCAGGGCAGAUUGAUGGUUCUCUCUCUCUCUCUCUCUCUCUCUCUCUCUCUUUAACUCUGGUGGCUAUAUCGAUUUUCAUCAUUAACUUUGAGCCCGUCGAGCAGAUAUCUGUCCAUCACGCAGGAUCAUUUAUGGUUCAUUCGUGACGUGUUGGAUUCUUUUAUGUUCACACUGGAUUCAUUUUAAUCUUCUUGCACUUGUUGCUGUUUUCUAUCUAAUGGAGGAGAAAAAACAAGAACUGAAAGAUUCUCCGUUUUCUAUCAAUAAUCUGCUGAACGCUCCUGACAAACCCAAACCCGUCCGGAGCGCGCACAUGCAUCUCUCCAGAGGUCCCGAGAUCAGUUUCGUGAGGUUCGGCUCCUGGUGUCGCGCGCCUGCACACCCGAGCACACCCUCAGAUCGGACGAGUCGAUACUCGACAGAAGCGCUGAGAUCAGACCCGGAUGAUCCGGAUCCUAAAGAAGAUGAGGAUGAGGAGGAGAGAGAAAACAUCUCAGAGAAGAAAGUCUGUCGAAAGAAAAAGACCAGGACCGUGUUCUCGCGCUCUCAGGUGUUUCAGCUCGAGUCCACGUUCGACUUGAAACGGUACCUGAGCAGCUCUGAACGGGCCGGGCUCGCCGCGUCGCUCCACCUCACCGAGACUCAGGUGAAAAUCUGGUUUCAGAACCGGCGGAAUAAGUGGAAGAGACAGAUCGCCGCGGAGCUGGAGGCCGCGAACCUCAGUCACGCGCAGAGAAUCGUGCGCGUGCCCAUCCUGUAUCACGAGCACUCGGAGACCCCUCGAGCAGCGGGUCUCGCGCUCACGCACGCACUGUAUUACCCGCAUCCCUUGAUCAGACCGGUCUGAUGAUGUUCUGUUACCCGUCGCUGUGAAUCAUGAAAGAUGACAGAAACUCGCCCGUGAACCCAAAGACAUGGAGCUUCUGCUGCACGUGCAGGACUGUCUCACCCCUGAUGUGUGUGCAGUGUUUCAUUCUCUUUAUUAGUUCUGCUGCCCGUGUGCACUAUACAUGUUCCUAUUUUGUCAUAAAGAGUGAGUUGUUGUUGUCUCAGUAAAAGUAAAUAAAUAUUCUCGUUGUUGUUCUGUGGUUUCAUCUGUUCUAUUUUAAACGAAUGUUUUUAAUACUGUGAGAAUUGUAGUGUUCGUAUAUAAAGUAUUUGCGUUUUUGUCUUGAACUGAAUGU